Messenger RNA from Trichomonas vaginalis G3, 690 nucleotides. RefSeq names its product phosphoryn-related-related family. The coding region runs from base 1 to 690 and encodes 229 amino acids. NCBI's taxonomy places the organism in Eukaryota, Parabasalia, Trichomonadida, Trichomonadidae. The record is from RefSeq and is a predicted model, not a curated record. The transcript has a single exon.
AUGCUUCUCUCUCUCUCUUCAUCAAGAGGCUUCCUCUCUUCUUCAAAGUACCUUCUCUCUUCAUCAAGGUGCUUCCUCUCUUCACAAAGUGCUUCCUCUCUUCAUCAAGAUGCUUCCUCUCUUCAACAAAGUACUUCCUUCUUCAUCAAGGUGCUUCUCUCUUCUUCAAAGUACUUCCUCUCUUCAUCAAGGUGCUUCCUCUCUCAUCACAAAGUAGCUUCCUCUCUUCAACAAGUGCUUCCUCUCUUUUCAAAGUGCUUCCUCUCUUCAUCAAGACUGCUUCCUAUCUCUCUUCAACAAAGUGCUUCCUCUCUUCAUCAAGAUGUUCCUCUCUUCAACAAAGUACUUCCUCUCUUAUCAAGUUGUUUCCUCUCUUCAACAAAGUACUUCCUCUCUUUAUCAGAGUGCUUCCUCUCUUCAUCAAGGUACAUUCCUCUCUUUCAUCAAGGUGCUUCCUCUCUUCAUCAAGAUGCUUCCUCUCUACUCACAUUCAUGCUUCCAUCAUGCAGCUCUCUCUUCAUCAAGUGCUUCCUCUCUUCUUCAAGGGCUUCCUCUCUUGAUCAGAUGCUUCCUCUCUUCAUCAAGGUGCUUCCUCUCUCAUUCUCAAGGUGCUUCCUCUCUUCAUCACGGUGCUUCCUCUUCUUCAAUCAAGUGCUUCCUCCUCUCCUCCAUCAAGCUUCCUCAUGCUAA